Molecule: messenger RNA, 1335 nt
Organism: Cinara cedri
Lineage: Eukaryota; Metazoa; Arthropoda; Insecta; Hemiptera; Aphididae
Source: the annotation of a GenBank genome assembly
AUGGCGAUGACUAUAUUGAAGGCACCCUUAAUAAAUACUAUCGUUAAACGCUGUUACGCCAAUAAAGGAGUUGCAUUAUCCAUCAGAGGACCAGAGAUACAAACAAAAAAAUUACCUAACAACACUUAUGUCGUAGCUGUUCCAAAUUAUCCAACGAAUCUUGGACGUAUUUCUGUCACUUUUUUGUCAGGAUCGCGUUAUGAAGAUCCAGAAAAUACAGGCCUUACACAUUUGCUACGCAGCUCAGCCGGACUUUCUACACAAUCAUCAUCCACUUUUGCGAUCUUACGAAAUUUGGGGCAUUUAGGUGCCAAUUACUUUGUAACAUCUGAUCGUGAGGCAAUUACUUAUACCAUUGAAGCACACAAGAACAAUCUUUUGAGUAGUUUAAGGUAUUAUAUUGAUUCAAUUUCAAAUCAAAAAUUCAAACCUUGGGAAUUGUCUGAUAAUUUAAAACGUUUGGAAUACGAUAUCUUGACUAUAUCACCAGAAUCGAGAGUUUUGGAUUUAGCUCAUAAAGCUGCAUAUAGAAAUGGUCUUGGUAACACAGUAUUUUUGCCUAAAUAUAACAUCAACAAGUUGGGAAGUGAACAUCUUUUAUACUAUGCUAAAAAGAAUCUAAAUAAUAACAAUGCUAUUAUAUCAGGUGUUGGAGUGGACCUGGACACAUUGGUACAUAUUUCAGAAGACUUGAAUUUACCUAAUGGUGAAUCAAACUGUGCAUCAAAAGCUAAAUAUUAUGGUGGUGGUGAUAUAAGAAAAUCUACACCUAUAGAUACUACAUAUUUGGCUGUUGUAACUGAAGGAGUGAGGUAUAAAGACUCACAAAGUGCAUCAUUUGCUGUACUUGAAUUUUUGCUAGGUAAAGGAUCAUCGACAAAAUGGGGAGUUGGUCAAGGAGUUUUGGAACAAAAUAUUCUGAAGACAAAUGCUACUGAGAAUUUUUCUGUGUCCUCUGUAAACUUUAACUAUUCUGAUUCUGGUCUCUUUGGUUUUCUCUUAGCCUACAAUGGAAAAGAUGUCAGUCAAGUGUUAAAGGCUGCUGUACAAAGUUUAAAGUCGCCUAUAAUUACUGACAGUGAAGUGAACAGGGCUAAGAAUCAAUUAAUUUAUUCACUUGUUGAAGCCUCUGAAUCUGGUGCUAAAACUUUAGAAAAUAUUACAAACCAAGCUGUUGUUGCAAGAGGAGUACUACCUUUCGGAAAGUUAAUUGCUGCUGUUGAAGCAGUCACUGUUGAUGAUGUAAAGAAAGUAGCCAGCAAAGUAGCAAGUAGCAAGUUAACAUUAGCUGGUUAUGGUAAUAUAGCCCAAACACCUUACUUGGACGAUUUGUAA